AUGCCCGCAGCAUCGUCAAAAGCUGCAGCAGGCAAGGCAGGGCCAGCGAGGUCAGCUCGGACCACUUCGAGGGGUCCAUCGAGAUCCCAGCAAGUCAUUGAAAUCCUGGACGACUCGGACGAAAACACGGCUCCUCCUGUCAACAAGCAAUCUUCCAGACAUAUUGUGAAGCAGGAGAAGAUCGGAGUCAAGCGGGAGGAGGGUCUCGAUGACAUCGUAGCCGUCCUCGGAGGUAUAUCGCUUAAUAGUGCUGAACGGAAGGUCAAGGCGGAGCGAGCGGAUGCACCAGCAACACCCGCCAAGAAACUACUCAAUGGCGGCAGGAAAGGGCUCAUCGAUCUAUCCUACAACUCGCCAUUCCCUACACCGGCUCCCGGAGCCGCACAGGCCAAAGCGGCCAAUGGAUCGUCUCAAACUCCCCUGUUCCUCCCUGACGAUUCUCCCUCCGAGGGAGAUUCCGACUGGGCGCCCGCACCUGCAAAGAACGGCAAACCGAAACGUCGAGUCAUCCGAGAUCCCGACUCUGACUCGGACGACGAUGGUCCCCCUCAGCCGGCUGCCGUCACUAAACGCGCUACCCAUACCCAUCCUGAGCCACAAUCGCCAACAUCCGUCUCUUCCUCAUCUCCUCCGGCGCCCACACGUGUACCACGAGCCGGACCAUCAAAGAAGGCUAUAUACGGUGUCAACCGCUUCCUUGACCUCGAAGCGCGAGGAAGCGGAGGGAGGAGCGAUUCCGAAAGCGAGGAUGAGGAAAAGGAGAAGAAGUGGAUCAAGAAGUACUAUGAUGAGUCUCUGGGAAGUUUGAGGGACUUUAUCGUCGAUGAUGACUACGUCUCUGAAGUGGAAGACUCGGAGAGCGAAGAGUCGGCUUCAGAGGAGGAGGUCCCAAGGCGGAGGGCUAGAACGGUGGAUAAGGGGAAACGGGCGGCGGGAAAGGAGGUCAAGAAGGAGAAGCAAGCACCGACGGUAGCGGUCAAGAAGGAGGCGCCGUCUACAUCAAGACCCAUUAUCCGGACGAACGAAGUGAACGAGAUCGUCGACUCGGACUCCAGCGUCGUUCACUCCGACGCUGAGCACACCUCCCAGGAAAGUUCAGACAUUGAAGCGCUCCUACACUACUCCCCUCCGCCCAAUCGUCUCCUCACCCUUCCAGACCUCUCCAAGCUCGCCAUACAUACCGUCGACUCUGACUCGGAGCCCGAAAGACCAGCAACUCCGCCUCGACCGAAAUCUGCGCGAUUGCCUGUUCCGCCAACCCCGAAGACACCCGGCGGGAAGAAGCAGUGGGGUAUUGAUAGGGCUAGGAUCGCCCAGAAGAUCUUUGAUGAGCUGGAUCGCAAAGUCUUCGAGUCGAAGCUGGGCCCAAAGGGGGCGGGGACGAAGCUGGAGUGGAACAAUCGGUUGUUGACUACGGCUGGUCAGGCUCAUUCUAAGCGGAUACGAAAGCCAGACGGAAGCAGGACCGAGGAAGUCAAGAUCAUACUGUCAGAGAAGGUGUUGACAGGCGAGGAGCAGAUACUCAGUACAGUCGCUCAUGAGAUGUGCCAUGUCGCCAGCUGGCUCAUAAGUGACGAGCGGAAGAACCCGCACGGCAAGGUAUUCAAGACUUGGGGUCGCAAGGUGAUGAAGGCCCGACCAGAUAUCGAGGUCACGACCAAGCAUGAUUACCAGAUCGAGUACAAGUAUCAAUGGCAGUGUACAGAGGCGGGCUGUGACAAGAUAUACAAGCGGCACUCGAAGUCGAUCGAUAUCGAGAAGCAGGCCUGCGGACGAUGUCGCGGCAAGCUCGCGCCUUUGUUCGAGACAAAGAAGGAGACGGCUUUCCAGGCUUACCUGCGUCAGAACCUUUCCACGGCCAAGUCGUCCAUGCCGGGCUCGCCUCAUGGGGACGUCAUGCGCGCCCUCUCUAGCCAAUGGAGCACUGCGGGACCGGAAGCGGACCACAAGGCGCAUUGGAGCGCUAUGGCUUCGGCUGCGCGUUCUUGA
This is a messenger RNA of Dioszegia hungarica, 1989 nucleotides long. RefSeq names its product SprT-like family-domain-containing protein. The transcript has 11 exons. Lineage: Eukaryota; Fungi; Basidiomycota; Tremellomycetes; Tremellales; Bulleribasidiaceae. Gene Ontology annotation, cellular component: nucleus. The record is from RefSeq and is a predicted model, not a curated record. The coding region runs from base 1 to 1989 and encodes 662 amino acids.